AUGGUCUUCGCUGGGUAUCUAAUCCCACUCCUCGCCCUGUCAUCCCAGGCAUUGGCAAGCUACACCGGAAACCUCAACUACCGCAGCCCAUCCCUUCGCCACGCGCGCCUAGGAAUCGAUCUCGAAAAAGUUACAGCCCGAAGCCUCUCCAAGCGCGAUGAAGCCCCCUACGAACCCUCCCAGUUGAAUUUCACCCACGGCGUGGCGUCGGGUGAUCCCUAUGCUGACAGCGUGGUUUUGUGGACGCGCGUGGCGCCGAGUAUGGAGUCUGAUGAGAGCGAUGUUACUGUUUCUGGGGAUGUGCCGUUGUAUGACCAUGAGACGGAGGGGUAUGUGAGGGCUUCUGCGCAUCCGGUUUGUGUGAAAUAUCGGGUGUUUGAUGAGGAGGGGAAGAAAAAGGUGGUUGAUCAGGGGACGGUGUGGACGAGUAGUGAUAUUGAUUAUACGGUGAAGGUCGAAGCCAAGGGACUUGAUCCGUUCACCACAUAUUACUACCAAUUCAACACUGCUCCUGCUGCGGAUGGCGACACGGAGGAGAUCAAGCUCGCGGUCCAUUCUUGCAGCCAGUGGCCGAAUGGGUAUUUCAACUCGUAUGGAAAUGUUGUGAGAAAGGAUAACGUUGACUAUGUGGUUCACCUCGGCGACUACAUUUACGAAUACGGACCCGAUGCAGCUGAGAUCGAGCGAGUUCAUAGCCCUAGGCAUGAGAUCUUCACUCUGCAUGAUUAUCGGGCGCGUCUGGGACAGUAUCGCACUGAUCUCGACCUGGCUACAUCGCACCAGAAUUUUGCUUGGAUUCCGGUCUGGGAUGACCACGAAAUCGCCAACAACGGCUACAGAGAUGGAUUCAGCGGACUGAACAACACCGAAGAUUCCUUCUUGAACGUUGGACCCAAGGUCAGCAUUGACCAGCGCAAGAUGGAUGCCGUCGGGCGUACUUUGAGUGGAUGCCAAUUCGGAAGCAGCCAGGUCGACAUGGACGAUGGCCUCCGCAUCUGGCGCUCCUUCCAGAUGGGUAACUUGAUGGAUCUGAUAAUGCUGGAUACGAGGAACUAUGACCGCAGUAUCACAUCUCUCGGCUGGAACGACGAAUACAUCGAACGGAUUCAAAAUGACACCGGAAGAUCGCUCAUGGGAGCUCGCCAGGAAAACUGGUUCUACAGACACUUAUCCGACUCCGCCAGCCGAGGCACCACAUGGCGAGUAAUUGGUAGCCAGCUCAAAUUCUCUCGUCUUGAACAGGAAGUUGACGGUGGGGUUACCGUUAGCCUGGACUCUUGGGAUGGCUAUCGCGCACACUACAACCGCACACUCAAACACCUGUACGACAACAACAUCGGAAACAACAUCAUGCUCGCUGGUGACACGCACACAAACUGGGUCAGCGACCUCGCCUGGAUUGGUGAAAAGUCCUACGACAGCACCACUGGCAAGGGCGCCGUUGGCGUCGAAUUCGCCGGAACAGCAGUGUCCAGCGAAGAUUUCGGGGGCACUAUUAGCAGUGCCGAAGCUGAGGCAGCCACGUACAAGAAGAACGAGGAGAUGAGAUGGACUGAGGGAUACUACCGCGGUUGCUAUGAGCUGCAUGUUACGCAGAAUGAAGUGCAGGCUGAGUAUUUCGGGUGUCCUACUGUGGCCAGCCGUAAUGGAUGGGAUCUUCCUCUUGCCAACUUUACCGUCAAGACUGGGGAGAACCAUCUCGCGAGAUCUGUUGCUGGAGGAGAGGAGGUGGAGGCUGGGUACUUCCGGGAUGGAGAGGUGAAGCAUUCCAAUCUUACUCUUAACACGGAAACUGGCAAGUGGGAAGUGAUUGGGUUUGACCAGAUGUUUCUGAUGGUCUAGCCCGGAAGUUGUAUACUAGGAAUACCAUACUGGCAAAUAGUGAUGCUCAUUUGUUGUUCUUGUUGAAGAUACAGACUGGAACUUCCGUUGUAUCGUCAUAUGCUCCAAUA
Messenger RNA from Aspergillus glaucus CBS 516.65, 1952 nucleotides. RefSeq names its product alkaline phosphatase D family protein. The record is from RefSeq and is a predicted model, not a curated record. The coding region runs from base 1 to 1842 and encodes 613 amino acids. The transcript has 10 exons. Lineage: Eukaryota; Fungi; Ascomycota; Eurotiomycetes; Eurotiales; Aspergillaceae.